ACAUAUUAAGAUGGCACACAUCUCACUUGUGGAUCUAUCGAGCGGCACAAGGCAUAAGAUAAAAUAAAAAGGAGAAUAAAAUAAAAUAUCUCAAACAAGAGAAAUGUUAAAAUCACAAUUUCAUGAAGGAAACAGUUCUGUAAUUAUAAGACUAAAUGUGAAAUCCUGAAAAAGGAAAUUCUCUCAAGACCCUGAGGAAGACGAUUGAAAAGCAGUGGUGACCGUGGUGGGUGACUUACCCCAUGGCAAAGUGCCAAGGGGUUAGUGGCAUCAUCGUCGUUACCAUGGUUACCACCUUGAUGCUGGUGUACAACAGCAUCUCCGGUGACAGGUCCUCGUCAGCGUCUUCUCGCCGGUUGGAUGCUCCGGCUCCGUCCACGAAGAGACCAGAUAAGCCGCCGAAACUCCCGGUGUCAACUCUGGAGGGCUACGCAGGUGUCAUGGAUCACAAGCCUCUCAAAAUGCACUGCGGGACUUGUGCCUUGGUGACCAGCUCCGGUCAGCUGACUGGGAGCAAGAAAGGCGAAGAAAUCGACCGAUCCGAGUGCGUCAUCCGUAUGAACGAUGCUCCCAGCGUAGGAUAUCAGCGGGAUGUCGGCCGGCGGACAAGUCUGCGUGUUGUAGCUCACUCCAGCCUGCAGAGGGUGCUGCGAAGCCGACAGGAGCUGCUCAACGCCAGUCAAGACACCGUGUUCAUCUUCUGGGGACCAAGCAGCUGCAUGAAGCGGGACGGGAAAGGCCACGUUUACAACAACCUGAGGCUGUUAAACCAGCUGCUGCCCAAACUGAAAGUCUACAUUAUUUCCCGUUUCAAGAUGCUGAAGUUUGAUGAAUUAUUCAAGAAGGAAACCGGGAUUGAUAGGAAGAGUUCCAACUCCUGGCUGAGUACCGGCUGGUUCACCAUGGCCAUCGCUCUGGAGCUGUGCGACCGGAUCAACGUUUAUGGCAUGGUGCCCCCAGAUUUCUGCAGAUCCUCCUCCCAUCCCACCAAACCAUAUCAUUACUACGAGCCCUCGGGGCCCGACGAGUGCUCCAUGUAUCUCUCCCACGAGAGGAGCCGACGAGGAAGCCACCACCGCUUCAUCACCGAGAAGACGGUGUUUGCAAACUGGGCCCGAACCCUCAACAUCCGCUUCUACCAGCCCGACUGGAAACCCGCCGCCGUCGUGUCCAACACAAACAGCUCGAACAUCCCGGUUCCAGCUGGAUCCUGAGACUCACUCCAGAGACCAGAGGAGUGGAAUAUGAGAGUGGACAGCUUCCAGUGUGCAGAUUCUCCCCUCUUCUCUGGGCGGUGUAAACACAUGAGACAGCGGUGGGACAGAACAAGCUGCUGCUUGUGGCUGUUAGCUGACCGUCUAAGCAGCUUGGCAGAAUGGGAUCAUUGCAUAACAGCAGCACAAAGCAUCAACAGUGUUUUGGAAGUGUAACUCUAACAGGAUGAAUUUCAUACUGGAAUCAAAGCCAUGGCUCAAGUGUGAGUCAUUUUUUCCCCCCUUUCUUUUAUUUUUAAACAUCGCCUAGAGCCGCUUCAAAAACACUUGAGCUGUCAGAGAGGAGGCAGACAAAGAAAAAGCACAACCGCAGUAUGGACAAUCUGUUGUUGUUGAUUAGAACUGAAUACAGAUUCUGUUGAGUAUUGUGUUGGUGACAUUUAGGAUAAUCAGAAUAAGAAUUUCCUGGGUGGUUUCUGUCUCGUAAAAAUGGAUAUUUCAUUUUAACAAUAACAAUACAGCAGUUAGAAAUAUCAACUCACUACACGUUCGAACACAAAAUGUACAAAACAUGUGACUGAACAGUUAAAAUAAAGGAAGAAUGUGUCUACAA
Acanthochromis polyacanthus (spiny chromis) is the source of this 1827-nucleotide messenger RNA. RefSeq names its product alpha-N-acetylgalactosaminide alpha-2,6-sialyltransferase 5-like. NCBI's taxonomy places the organism in Eukaryota, Metazoa, Chordata, Actinopteri, Pomacentridae. The coding region runs from base 243 to 1214 and encodes 323 amino acids. The transcript is spliced from 5 exons. Gene Ontology annotation, molecular function: alpha-N-acetylgalactosaminide alpha-2,6-sialyltransferase activity. The record is from RefSeq and is a predicted model, not a curated record. Gene Ontology annotation, biological process: oligosaccharide metabolic process; ganglioside biosynthetic process.